AAGCAUGUCUCUCAUGUCCAACGCUUUAGCUCACCGCUGCAUAGCCGCAGCCGCGGAGAAAUUCGGAGCCAAACGUUUAAUGGCGUUUAGCUUGGGAGAUACUCGCGUGAUCGUCACGUGCAACCCUGAUGUAGCUAAAGAGAUUCUAAACAGUCCGGUUUUCGCUGACCGUCCGGUUAAGGAAUCAGCGUAUUCCCUUAUGUUUAGCCGGGCUAUCGGUUUCGCUCCUUACGGCGUUUACUGGCGAACGUUGAGGAAAAUCGCGUCUAGUCAUCUUUUCAGCCCGAAACAGAUCAAACGCUCUGAAACGCAGAGACGUGUGAUCGCGAAUCAGAUCGUGAAGUGUCUCGAGAAACAGAGCAGCGGCAACGAAGGACUCUGUUUUGCUCGUGACUUGAUCAAAACGGCAUCGCUUAAUAACAUGAUGUGCUCUGUUUUCGGGAAAGAAUACGAGCUUGAGCAUGAACACGACGAAGUGAAUGAGCUUCGUGGUUUGGUCGAAGAAGGUUAUGAUUUACUCGGAACACUUAACUGGACCGAUCAUCUCCCGUGGCUGUCGGAAUUUGAUCCUCAGAGAAUCCGGUCUAGAUGUUCUAAUCUUGUACCUAAAGUAAACCGGUUCGUGAACCGGAUUAUCUCUGACCACCGUGAUCAAACUCGUGACUCGCCUAGUGACUUCGUUGACGUAUUGCUCUCUCUUGAUGGUCAGGAUAAGUUUUCCGACCCGGAUAUGGUCGCCGUUCUCUGGGAAAUGAUAUUCAGAGGAACUGACACGGUGGCUGUCUUGAUCGAAUGGAUUCUUGCUAUGAUGGUCCUUCAUCCAGAUAUUCAGUCAAUGGUUCACAACGAGCUUGAUCAGAACGUGGGAAGAUCAAGAGCCGUGGAAGAAUCUGACGUGGCGUCUCUUACAUAUCUGACUGCUGUUGUGAAAGAAGUCUUGAGGCUUCACCCGCCAGGCCCACUUCUGUCGUGGGCCCGCUUAGCAAUCACAGACACAAUCAUUGACGGCCGUCGUGUACCGGCAGGUACCACCGCAAUGGUGAACAUGUGGGCUAUAGCACAUGAUCCACAAGUGUGGGAAAAUCCUUUGGAGUUUAAACCUGCACGGUUUGUAGCAAAGGAAGGUGAGGUCGAGUUCUCGGUUCUUGGAUCGGAUCUGAGGCUAGCACCGUUCGGGUCGGGCCGUCGGGUCUGCCCUGGAAAGAAUCUAGGGUUGAGCACCGUGAUGUAUUGGAUCGCGACUCUCUUGCACGAGUUUGAGUGGCUUGCACCUACAGGUGAAAAGACUGUUGACUUGUCCGAGAAACUGAGGCUCUCGUGUGAGAUGGCUAAUCCUCUUGCUGUUAAACUGCGCGGUAGGCGCGGUUAAAGCAAUUAUACAUUGAAGGAAAAAGAAAUUAGUGUGCGAGGCAUAAAAGAAAAUAAAGAAAAAAAAGGAAGAAAAGAAAGGCUAUGAACACUUUCUUGAUACGUAACGUGUGUGCUGGUGUGAGGAGUGAUGCAUUGUGAAUAUAAUGAAAGCAUUAAUCAAUACUAUCUUGAUGUCACAGAAAACAAUAGUUGAUACUGCAACUAAUUAUAUGUGGUUUUUAAUUCCUAUCUAAAUAU
Messenger RNA from Brassica oleracea var. oleracea, 1608 nucleotides. RefSeq names its product cytochrome P450 78A9. The transcript has 2 exons. Bases 5 to 1369 code for a protein of 454 amino acids. The record is from RefSeq and is a predicted model, not a curated record. NCBI's taxonomy places the organism in Eukaryota, Viridiplantae, Streptophyta, Magnoliopsida, Brassicales, Brassicaceae. Gene Ontology annotation, molecular function: iron ion binding; heme binding; monooxygenase activity.